This is a messenger RNA of Spirodela intermedia, 2957 nucleotides long. Lineage: Eukaryota; Viridiplantae; Streptophyta; Magnoliopsida; Alismatales; Araceae. The record is from the annotation of a GenBank genome assembly.
AUGGCGAGCGCGCAGCCGGGAUUCGGUCUGCCGGAGGAGGUGCUGGCGGUGCUGCCGGAGGACCCGUUCGAGCAGCUGGACGUGGCGCGGAGGAUCACCUCCAUCGCGCUCUCCAAUCGGGUCUCCAAGCUCGAGGAGGAGCUGUCGGCGCUGCGCAGGGAGCUGGAGGAGAAGGACGACGCCGUGGCUGAGCUACAGGCGCAGAUGGAGGCCCUCGACUCCUCUCUGGUGGACAUCUCCCAUCAGCUCUCCCGAGCGGAGGAGGAGAAGGAGGUCCUGCGCAGCGAGAACGCCUCCCUCGCCAGCACCGUCAAGAAGCUCAACCGCGAUGUUUCCAAGGUGUGUACCAGUCCGUCGCCUCUGUUGCCAUGGACGACGAUUCACCGAGCAUAUCUCGUUUCUGCCACCAAUUCUAGCCAAUUUCGGGAUCUGUUCACGCACUUGUAGCGUCCCCAGAUUAUUUUGUCGAGCGCAUAGGCUAUCCAUACAUGACCUCAUCUUAUUAGAACUUGCUCUAUAGAUGAGGAACUUCUCUUGAAACUCAGGAGAUCACGAAGAAGGUAGGGAGAGAGCCGGAUUCGGCCCACGCUCAACGAGAGCAAGGUGGAGAGAUGUGAAGAUGUGGGUAAUGUCAGAAACUAAUGGAGAAAACCGCAGGGCACACAAGGUGUGAGACUUUCGCUUUUGAAUUGGGCGAAGAACUUUACCAGUGACAGAAGAACAGCUGAGUCUCAGUAAAUCUCUCCUUUCUAGUUGAUGAAAAAUGUGUGUAAAACCCAAGAAUUUGGAGAUCGAAGAUGAAACGGAGAUGACUCCUGGCGAGUUGGAGUAGGCUGGGCCAAAAGUGGGAUGACAGCCAAUGGGGACCAUCUGCCUCCUCGAGGAGCAUCGGCGAGCUUCUCUUUCAGCAGCUCCACCUCUUUCACCGCCUCGACCAUCUGCAUGUCGUGCCUGUUCUUCACAGCGGAGGACAGGUUCUUCUAAAUUAUGACACCAAGUUGUAUAACAUUAUUCACAAUACUCAAACUUAGAUCUUGAUUUCCAUCUAAAUGAAUCACAGCUUCCAUCCCCGAUAUAAGAACACUCCUCAAUGAGAAACUGAUAUGGUGUUUUCAGACCCACAAGAAAUAAACACACGGCAUAUUGCUCCUUUUAAUACAGCAUCUCUCUUUAUUCCUCACAACUGAACUUGAAUUACAAUAAUCUUUAUGAUAUUAAAAAAAAAUCACUGGUUAGCAUUUUAUGUCUCGAAACUUAUCGCCCGAGUAUGGUAUCAUGGGGUUUGACUUUUACUGGUUCAUGCAGCUGGAGAUUUUCAAGAAGACCCUCAUGCAGUCACUUCAGGAGGAUGAGGAAAAACCUGUGAGUUCUUACUUUCCCGUCCUUGUCACUCCCAUUUGCCUCUGGGACAUAAAAUGAUCUCCUGUGAUGAUUGCUCUUGGAAUUGGGAGCUUCUGGUCAAACUAAGUUCACACCGUUCUAUAGAAUGCAGGGCAUCCAAAGGUCAGUCCAAACCGGGGAUCUACGUUAGGGCUUUCUUCACCUGUGUCAACACGAACAGGUACUGUUCUAAGAAAGUUUGGCACCCUUACUCUGCAUCUUCAGCUUCUAGAUUCGACGGUCAGUGUGGAAUUAUAUUCAUAACUAGCGCUUCUCCCAUGAUAACUUGGCGUGAUACACCUUUUUCAUGAGAAUAUCUUCAGAUAUUAAGGUUAUAUGCAAGUGAUAUAAGAAUCUAGAAUUGACUGGAGGUAAUGGGCGUUCAUAAGUUACUCUUUUCACCUGAGAAAAUCGACGUUAUGUACCCUUUUUAUUAGAAAGUGGUCGCACAAUAAGGCUAUAGAUGCAUGGUACAUGAGUAGUAUUCAUGGGCAUAGACUGACUCUCCUCUAAUUGUAUGCCAGAAAGCGAUGCUGCUUCUCAGUUUUCCGAAACUGGAAGCUCUGUCUCAGAUGGUACUAGCCUGAUUGAAUCAGAUGGUAUGCCCAUAGAACAUCUUUAAUGGCGCCGUUCUUUCCCCCUUGGUGAUGAUCUCCUCACAUGUUAUUAUCGAAUACUCUGGCGGUUUCAGCCUCGCCCGCUCUCCCAGCUUUGAGACAAGCGGCCUCUCAGGGCCUGGCGUUGACAUUGGGAUCUCGGAGCACCACCCCAAAGUUGACCCCUCCAGAUUCUCCCACGCGGCAAUCAGCUUCCGCAUCACCAACUCGUCUGUCCAAACCAGGGUCUCCCAGACGCCAAUCGAUUGCAUUCACAAACGCGAGGCAGAUGUUCGACGAAAGGCCUUCGAGCUUCUCCUCCAUGCCGUCGAGCCAGCACAGCUCCAUGUCGGGGUCCUUCGAUCCCGGAGCUCACACUGGUUGGUUCUCAUAGCUCUCUGAUGAGUGGCACCUGAAAUCCCGGCCCUCCUGUCGUUCUUCUUGCCUCACCUUCUCCCCGAUGGUUGCUGCAGGCCGAGCCCGGGUCGACGGGAAGGAGUUAUUCCGCCAAGUCCGGUAAUGAACGGACGACUCGAGUUCUAGUGAUAAUAUCCGGAGACCCUCGCAGAUGAGUUGACCUUCUGCUUAUCACCACUUGUCUUCGUUCACAGGACCCGCCUGUCCUACGAGCAGUUCAGCGCUUUUCUCGCCAACGUCAAGGAGUUGAAUUCUCACAAGCAAUCCAGAGAGGUAAGGAUUUCCCUAGCUCUCUAACUCUCUCUCUCUCUCUCUCUCUCUCUCUCUCUCUCUCUCUCUCUCUCUCUCUCUCUCUCUCUCUCUCUCUCUCUCUCUCUCUCUCUCUCUCUCUCUUCUCUCUCUCUCUCUCUUCCCUCUCUCUCUCUUCCCUUCCCUUUCUCUCUCCCCCUUCUAUAAUCCUGCAUUCUUCAGGAAACUCUGAGAAAGGCGGAGGAGAUAUUUGGUCCAGACAACAGGGAUCUCUACGCCAUAUUCGAGGGGCUGAUCAGUCGCAACCCCCACUGA